UGCCUCGCUGCCUCGCCCUUGCUGGACAAGCUCCUGGCCAGUGCGGAGAGAUCGGCGAAGGUGGCCUGAGGUCCCCACGCCAGUCCACCCCCAGACCAGGCCGGCGCACCCGAGACCAGGCUCAGUCUCUGGAUCCGCAGGGUGGUGGCGUCCCCAGCUCGGCCUUGCCCACUUGACCCUAAGCUGGGCCUGCCGCCCGAGGCGCUGUCCAUCGGACUGGGGCGCGUUAAUGGAGGGUGUGUGCAAAUCGGAGCCCCGUGGUCUGGGCGCACCCUCGCAGCCCAUGACCGAAGCUGGCGCUCCCCGCCGGUUUCGGCGGGCGGUGCCCCGGGGAGAGGCUGCGGGCGCGGUGCAGGAGCUGGCGCGGGCGCUGGCGCACCUGCUGGAGGCUGAACGGCAGGAGCGGGCGCGGGCCGAGGCCCAGGAGGCCGAGGAUCAGCAGGCACGCGUCCUGGCGCAGCUGCUGGGCCUCUGGGGCGCUCCCCGCGCCUCCGACCCGGGCCUGGCCCUGGACGACGACCCGGACGCGCCCGCCGCGCAGCUCGCCCGCGCCCUGCUCCGCGCCCGCCUUGACCCUGCAGCCCUCGCAGCCCAGCUUGCCCCCGCCCCCGCCGCUGCUCUCAGACCCCGGCCCCCAGCCUACGAGGACGGCCCCGCCGGUCCCGACGCCGAGGACACCGGCGACGAGACGCCCGAUGUGGACCCCGAGCUGCUGAGGUAUUUGCUGGGGCGGCUUCUCGCCGGGAAUGCGGACCCCGAGGCUGCGGCAGUCCCGCGCCGCCUUCGCCGCGCGGCAGAGCAAGAUCUGGGCCCUGCGGUGCCCUCUGAGGGCGUACUGGGGGCGCUGUUGCGCGUGAAACGCCUGGAGACCCCCGCGCCCCAGGCGCCGGCGCGUCGCCUCCUGCCACCCUGAGCACCGCGGGAGUCCCGCAGGCCCUCCGACCCAGGACUGCCCACGCCUCCACCUCCCAGACUGCUCUCCCUCAACGCGUGGAGAACGGCUUACAGCCCCGGUUGCCCUCUAACUCCAAGAUCCCCACCCCUUGGCUCCACAAUAAAUAUGAUCUGAAGCAGCUA
This is a messenger RNA of Choloepus didactylus (southern two-toed sloth), 1077 nucleotides long. RefSeq names its product proprotein convertase subtilisin/kexin type 1 inhibitor (gene PCSK1N). Gene Ontology annotation, molecular function: endopeptidase inhibitor activity. NCBI's taxonomy places the organism in Eukaryota, Metazoa, Chordata, Mammalia, Pilosa, Megalonychidae. Gene Ontology annotation, biological process: negative regulation of endopeptidase activity. The coding region runs from base 230 to 913 and encodes 227 amino acids. The record is from RefSeq and is a predicted model, not a curated record. The transcript has 3 exons.